Lytechinus variegatus (green sea urchin) is the source of this 1553-nucleotide messenger RNA. Its product is annotated as cGMP-specific 3',5'-cyclic phosphodiesterase-like. The coding region runs from base 379 to 636 and encodes 85 amino acids. NCBI's taxonomy places the organism in Eukaryota, Metazoa, Echinodermata, Echinoidea, Temnopleuroida, Toxopneustidae. The record is from RefSeq and is a predicted model, not a curated record. Gene Ontology annotation, molecular function: 3',5'-cyclic-nucleotide phosphodiesterase activity. Gene Ontology annotation, biological process: signal transduction. The transcript has 5 exons.
GAGUGAAGAGAGCGAAAAAUAGAACAGACCUUUUCACAUAAAUAAUAAUUGUGUAUCAAAUUGACCAAAAUUUUAAUUCAUGCAGUGAUAUUUUUGUUCAAAGUAUGUGUUGAAAAAUAGUUAUCUUUUCGAUAUUAUAUAUCUGACAGUGUGAUUAAAUCUAACUUUCCAUUUUGAUUUUAACUUAUUUUUCAGAGUUCGGGGUCAAUUUUUUGAGAUGAUAAGAACUCAAAAUCAUAACUGGACAGCAUCACAUAACAAAGAACUUCUCAGGUCAAUAUUGAUGACAGCAAGUGAUGUCGCUGCGAGCACUAACCCUGGAGGAUACAGCAGAAAAUUGCUGAACUAGUGACAAGUGAGUUCUUUGAUCAGGGAGACAUGGAGAGAAACGAACUCAAGAUCGAACCAACGUCUAUGUUUGAUCGAAGAAGGAAAGAUGAGCUCCCAGAAAUGCAGCUUGGUUUCAUCGACGGAGUCUGUAUACCACUCUAUGAGUCUCUCACCCAUGUAUCAACUAAGUUCAGACCGAUGCUGGACGGUGUCCGAGCAAACAGACAGAAAUGGUAUGAUCUGAAUGAACAAAGGAAGAGAAGGAAAAAGAGCUCUUAUCUCAACUCCAAGCAAGGGAGUGUUUAAUCUCAAGGAUAAAGGACUAUAGAAAUAAAAUAUGUUUUAUUUGUUAUAACGGUUACGUUUUGUUGACAAGGGCUAAUGAACAUCGGAAGUGACUACUGAAUGACCCCUGACCUCGCAUACAAGAAAGAACCGCUUCUGACGAAAGUCGAAUACCUGGAUGACAUGGAUUUAAUACAUGGAAUUGGAUUAACUCAAUUACCGGAAGUAAUGGGUGACCCCUCUAUCCAUGAAAGAAGCGCUUCAAGACCCCAAUCUUUUCGGAAAUUCGAAUACAUUGAUUAUUACUGGAAGUGGUAGCAAUCCUUUAUCCCGCUAGAAGGAACGUUCAUUUCAACAGUUUUUAGCGACAACAGAAAUUAUUUCUAUCAAUUCUACCUAAUCUUCAUUUGUAUGUUUUUAUGAAGAUUUUGGUAAAUAAAGUUUCAAUUCAAUUCCAAAAUAUUCAUUUCCAUUAUUAAAUAGUAAAUAUAACAAGAAACAUAAUUGUAAUUGUAUAUGAAUUUACAAAACACAUUAAAAGUCAAAGAUAUACAUCGGUAAUCAAUAAUAUUGUAAUAAAAUGUUCAAUAAAUAGAAAAAUCAUUGUUUCAAUAUAACUUUGGUAAUGAAACGAAUUACAGAUUAUAAUCAAAAUUUCGUGAGACUUUGGUAUGGUAGGGGGUGGAGGACGGGGGCAACUCACUCCCAUAGACUGCUCUAUGAAGAGCGGCUCAUAUCAAAAGAUAAAAGUUUCUGAAGAAUUUUGCAUAUAGACAAGGUUCAAUACUUUUAUAAAUUGAAAUAAGGAUGAAUACUAUUUUGCAGUUCUUUAUCAGAAACUGGAAGUUUCACGAGAAAAUGAUUUUGUCACAAACUCGUGAUAAAGAAACUACAUCGACCAUCUGAUUGUGACAUGUUUGCAUGGUCAGCCCCCCCCC